This is a messenger RNA of Artibeus jamaicensis (Jamaican fruit-eating bat), 8489 nucleotides long. RefSeq names its product alpha-1,6-mannosylglycoprotein 6-beta-N-acetylglucosaminyltransferase (gene MGAT5). The record is from RefSeq and is a predicted model, not a curated record. Gene Ontology annotation, biological process: protein N-linked glycosylation. The transcript has 19 exons. NCBI's taxonomy places the organism in Eukaryota, Metazoa, Chordata, Mammalia, Chiroptera, Phyllostomidae. Bases 647 to 2872 code for a protein of 741 amino acids. Gene Ontology annotation, molecular function: alpha-1,6-mannosylglycoprotein 6-beta-N-acetylglucosaminyltransferase activity. Gene Ontology annotation, cellular component: Golgi apparatus.
GAAUCCCUGCCUUCUAGAGACACGAGCCCAGAAGCGGAGAGAAGUUGGGGAGGUCGGGUAAGGGAGGGUUGGUAGAAAUGGCACACUGACUCCAGCCCUGAUCGGCUGACCUCCUGACCAGUGCCUUAGCUGCGUUCGGGCCAAGUGUGGACGCGCCGCGCGCGCGGCUCCGCCAAGGCUGGGAGUUUGCAGACCGUCCCUGCCGCGACCAGCGCGGCGGCGGCCCUGCGGCUCCCGCUGCAGCCGCGGUGGCCCCGGGCAAGAUCGAGCCGUCGUAGCCGAGCCGCAGCCUCCAGGUGCCGCAACUCCUUACCCUGCUGCGCCUCGGGACCCGUGGGAACGGCGACUGGCAGGCUCUUCUGGUUGCUGCUGCCGCCCGACAAGGAGGAGUGACCACUCUUCUAAAGUGGACAUCGAAGGAGGAUCAGUCAGGCCAUAUUCGCAGAACCUGUUGACACAGGAGGGCCUACUGUACUCUUCCACUGGUGUUCCAGCCUCCACCCCAGGGAUUUGCAACAGCAGAAUGAAAGAGAGGAGAGGAAAUUGACUGACGCAGGAGCCGGAAUGAGAUGUACAGAACCACCGUGAACAUGCGUUUCUCUUCUGCGCUUUAAGAGCCAACGGCAGGUGAAGUUGCCGGAGAGCAAUGGCUCUCUUUACUCCAUGGAAGUUGUCCUCUCAGAAGCUGGGCUUUUUCCUUGUGACUUUUGGCUUUAUUUGGGGUAUGAUGCUCCUGCAUUUUACCAUCCAGCAGCGAACUCAGCCUGAGAGCAGCUCCAUGCUGCGUGAGCAGAUCCUGGACCUCAGCAAGAGGUACAUCAAGGCACUGGCAGAAGAAAAUAGGAAUGUGGUAGACGGACCAUAUGCUGGUGUCAUGACAGCUUAUGACCUAAAGAAAACUCUCGCCGUAUUGUUGGAUAAUAUUUUGCAGCGCAUUGGCAAGUUAGAGUCGAAGGUGGACACCCUGGUCAUCAACGGCACAGGAGCCAACUCGACCAACUCCACCACAGCUGUUCCCAGCUUGGUAGCACUUGAGAAAAUUAAUGUGGCAGAUAUCAUUAAUGGAGCUCAAGAAAAAUGUGUAUUGCCUCCUAUGGAUGGCUACCCCCACUGUGAGGGGAAAAUCAAGUGGAUGAAAGAUAUGUGGCGCUCGGAUCCCUGCUACGCAGACUACGGAGUGGAUGGGUCCACCUGCUCUUUUUUUAUUUACCUCAGUGAGGUUGAAAAUUGGUGUCCUCAUUUACCUUGGAGAGCAAAAAAUCCCUAUGAAGAAGCUGAUCAUAAUUCAUUAGCGGAAAUUCGUACGGAUUUUAAUAUUCUCUACAGCAUGAUGAAAAAGCACGAAGAAUUCCGGUGGAUGAGACUGCGGAUCCGGCGCAUGGCCGAUGCGUGGAUCCAGGCCAUCAAGUCCCUGGCGGAAAAGCAGAAUCUUGAAAAGAGAAAGAGGAAGAAAGUCCUUGUUCACCUGGGACUCCUGACGAAGGAAUCUGGAUUUAAGAUUGCAGAGACAGCUUUCAGUGGCGGCCCUCUUGGUGAAUUAGUUCAGUGGAGUGAUUUAAUUACAUCUCUGUACUUACUGGGCCAUGACAUUAGGAUUUCAGCUUCACUGGCUGAGCUCAAGGAAAUAAUGAAGAAGGUUGUUGGAAACCGAUCUGGCUGCCCAACUGUAGGAGACAGAAUCGUUGAGCUCAUUUAUAUCGAUAUCGUAGGACUUGCUCAAUUCAAGAAAACUCUCGGACCAUCCUGGGUUCAUUACCAAUGCAUGCUCCGAGUCCUGGACUCGUUUGGCACCGAGCCAGAGUUUAACCACGCUAGCUAUGCUCAGUCUAAAGGCCACAAGACCCCCUGGGGAAAAUGGAAUCUGAACCCGCAGCAGUUUUACACCAUGUUCCCUCAUACCCCAGACAACAGCUUCCUGGGGUUUGUGGUGGAGCAGCACCUGAACUCCAGCGACAUUCACCACAUUAACGAGAUCAAGAGACAGAACCAGUCCCUGGUGUAUGGCAAAGUGGAUAGCUUCUGGAAGAACAAGAAGCUCUACCUGGAUAUCAUUCACACGUACAUGGAAGUGCACGCCACCGUUUACGGCUCCAGCACAAAGAACAUUCCCAGUUACGUGAAAAACCAUGGCAUCCUCAGUGGGCGGGACCUGCAGUUUCUUCUCCGCGAAACCAAGUUGUUUGUUGGACUUGGGUUCCCUUACGAGGGCCCAGCCCCCCUGGAGGCCAUCGCAAAUGGAUGUGCUUUUCUGAAUCCCAAGUUCAACCCACCCAAAAGCAGCAAAAACACUGACUUUUUCAUUGGCAAACCAACGCUGAGAGAGCUGACAUCUCAGCAUCCGUAUGCUGAAGUUUUCAUUGGCCAGCCACACGUCUGGACUGUUGACCUCGGCAAUCAGGAUGAAGUUGAGGAUGCGGUGAAAGCAAUUCUAAAUCAGAAGAUUGAGCCGUACAUGCCAUAUGAAUUCACAUGUGAGGGGAUGCUGCAGAGAAUCAACGCUUUCAUUGAAAAACAGGACUUCUGCCAUGGGCAAGUGAUGUGGCCACCCCUCAGCGCCUUGCAGGUGAAGCUCGCCGAGCCCGGGCAGUCCUGCAAGCAGGUGUGCCAGGAGAACCAGCUCAUCUGUGAGCCUUCUUUCUUCCAGCACCUGAACAAGGAAAAGGACAUGCUGAAGUACAAAGUGAUCUGCCAAAGCUCAGAGCUGGCCAAGGACAUCUUGGUGCCCUCUUACGACCCCCACAACAAGCACUGUGUGUUUCAAGGUGACCUGCUGCUGUUCAGCUGUGCAGGCGCCCACCCCAGGCACCAGAGGAUCUGCCCCUGCCGGGACUUCAUCAAGGGCCAGGUGGCCCUCUGUGAAGACUGUCUAUAGCGGCCACCGGCUGGGCCCCACACGCACUCUGCUGGGGAAGACAGUGGCUCCCGCCCCGUCCUGGCAGAGCCAGGGGGCAGACGUCAUUUGGGGACUCUCGCCAGAGCCUGGACUUUUCGGUGGAAGGUUUCAAUUUGGUGUUGCCCUGCUGGGGUCGGAGCAUCGCAGUGGAGUUUUCACCAAAACACAAGAGCAGACAGCGGGCCGGGAGCCUGGUUCUGCUUCCUGGCACAACUCUGUCUUAUUUUUUGAGGAGCAACCGUAAAGAGCGAAUCUCAAGAUUCAUUUAAAACGAAAAACCAGAGGAGGAAUCCAGCUGGUCGGAAAGAACUUUGUGUUUGAGAACAUUCCUAAAUCCAUUAACUUAUUUAUUUGGGAGGGCAGGCGGGGGAUCAGGGAAGGGCAAAGAGGUCUUGAUUAUAGGUCUUGUUUCUUUGAUUUUCCACUGUUUACCAUCCACCUUCACUGUACUGUUUUUUUUUUUUUUUGGUCUGCUUCGGGCAGGGUACAGGCGGGAGAGGUGGUGCGCCCUGAGGCUGGGCACACGCCUGAGGGUGGCUGUGGGGGUAGCCCCUUACAGUGGGUGAUGGCAGCACAAAAGACAGUCUUGUGUGUGCUUGAGGGGUGGCAGCCACAGGUCAGGAGGGGGACAGCCCAGCCAGGGCAGGAAGUGCAAGGUUGGGAAACUGACAUUGCGUGUGUGUGGUGAAUUCGAGGUGCAGGACUGAGAGAGCUACUUGAGACUCCGUCGUGAUGUUGCCUGUGAGCUGGGACUGGACAGGAGUGAAGCUGGCCCUGGGGACCUGGUGUCACCCCUGGAGCUGGGCUCCAAACAGGUGGGCUCGUUACAUUCUCUGUAAUGUCUGACAUUGGACCGAAGUCCAGGGAAUGGGAUCUUGGUGAACUUGACAUUGGCUGGGGAAGCAGGGGCAGGCCGAGAUGAAACUCACAGUCCUUGCCACUCACCGGUGGGGGGCGGGGGCGGCUUUCACUCCAGGCACCAAUAUUCCAAGGAAAACAAGCCAGUUGCCAGCCUGGCCUGGCCAGACUCAUUGGACCCCCCUCUCCAGCCCUGGAGCCCCUGCGCUCUGCCUUGUGUGAGUUCCCCACCCCCACUAAGCAGCGUUUCAGUGCUUUGGGUGCUUUCCUGUGGAGCCCUUGGCAUCCCGUGCUGGUGAGAGUAAGCCCUCUCCUCCUCCUCAGAGUCUCCCUGUGGUGAGUUGCUGUGAUACACCCAGCCCUCGGUGGCUCUCGGUGCCUUGGUGGCUCUGGCAGCCCUGGCUUCCCAACACCCUGCAUUCCCAGGGAAGCUGGCCCCGCCUCCAGCAGGCAGGACAGCUGGCCAGGCUAAUCCCUGGGUUUAGCCUUCAAGAAGUGAGACUAAAGGAAGGGCUGUUUCCUGAGGACCAGAGCGAGUGGGGUCUUUAGGUGUGGAAAAUUAGAUGCUGCCAGCUUUGCAGUUCUCCCCUGGUAUGUAAAUACCAAAUGCACAACCAGCCCUUUUUUUUUCCUUAACUUAGAUUCUCGGUCUGAAUCCCACCUCCAAUCCUAGAGAAUGGAGGGGGUGAGGAGGGGCAGCUGGGGUCUCCCCCGCCCCUCAGGUGGCCCCGGAACACGUGUGCCAGGGAGAGUGCUGACCGGCAGGCCUGGGCCCGGCCACAGGGGCACAAGUCCAAAGGAAACCUUGGUAAUAGGGUGUGAGUAAGUGUGGGUGUGUGUGUGCUUUGAAGCUGUGCAAGGGCAGUUUCCUGCAGUAGGAAGAGAAAUAACUGCCUCCCGUGCUGUUAGGAAUUGCUUUUCCCUGUGAAGGGGCCUCUUGGCUGCACUGUAAAUUGUGCGAAUUUGCCUGAGUUCCCCACCCUGCGAUUCCUGGGCCGGUGCCGCCCUCUCCUGGGCUCUUCCAGGAGCUUCCAAUGGUGAGCACGUCAGUGUAGGCAUUAGACCAGCAGGGGGAGCCUGCGUGCCAAAACCAAUUUCCCACACUCCACAAGGCUAACCUAUUUUGCAGAGGGCUGUUUAAAUAAGCACAGGAACUCAGAAAACAAGGAAGGUGGAAAGCUACAUUCUACACAAAGACGCUGUGCCUACCUUGUGUUCCAAAAGCUGCAAAGAUUAUUUGCUGGCUGCCUGAGCUCAGGGCCUCCCCUUUUCUCCUCUCUGUGUCAGGACCCUCGGGUCAGACAGUCCAGUGAGCACUUUCCCCACUUCAGGUCUCUCGUCUCCACCAGCCCAGUACUGGUCGAGGUAAUGCAGAGUUCUGCAGGGGCGCUGCUGCACAUGGGGCAAACCAUCCCACACUUCACAUGGUUGAAGGCAUUAUCAACAGGCCGUGACACUGGAGAAGUGCUGGCUGCCGGCCCCCAGCAGACGUCACCGCCGGUCAGUGGUCCACAGUCAGUGGUCCGCAGCAGGAACCUUGGGAGGGCCCUGCGUCUGCCGUGUGUGCAGAGAGGUGUGACUCCUGCCUGCCCUGGCGGAGGGCGCCUCUCGGGGUGUGGGCCUCGGGUGACUCUUGUUACUCGAGUCCUAAACCAGCAGCCCCACACCAAGAGAGGUCCUGAGCCAGGACCAGUGUCUUCCUGUGCUAGGAGCAUAUCUUGCCUGGGCUGUAAGUUUUUGUACAUUUUUUUUUCCUAAGUGAAAUUUGCCCCACCCCACCCCCUGGGAUCUUGGGUUCUUAAAAAACUUGAGGGAAAACAUUUAACUAAUUUAUUAAAAGAGAAAAAGCUUUCCUUUGACAUGUAAACACUUUCAGGAGUAAAAGCUCCUCAAAGGGGAAACACACUUUUAAUGCCAGUAAACACCUCAUUUUAUUUUUUGUACAUAAUUUGAUUUGCACAUGUACAAACGGAGAGGGGUCUUUUUGCAUUUUUGCUUAGAUUGGGGUUUUGUCUCUGCUUAUACUUUGUUUUUUGUGUGUUUGCUGUAUGUUUGGAAAUAUCGAGAGUCCGUUUCUUUGUUGAUAUUUAUUGUUUCUCUGAUGUGCCUUUUCACUUUUCUUUGGGGUUGGUGUGGGAAUCUGGGUGCUGUCAAAGGAAGACAGAGGGCUCCUGCAGCUUGCAGACAGGGCCUGUCCUUUAUCACUGCGGAAGCUCAGGCUGGGCACCAGAAACGCCCUUCAAGCCCCCUUAGCCACCACGGUGUGCGCGUGCUCCCCCCAUGCAGCCCGAGAACCCCAAGAGAAGUGCAGGCUUUCUCGAGACCAGCCCACACCUUCCCCAGCUGCUCGGUCACGGUCACGUCCUCGGGCCUGGGGGCUGCUGGUUGCCCGUGUGCCGGUGGGCCUGUGCUCCGUGCCCCCAGACAUGUAGGAGGCGCGGCCCGAGAAGACCACCCGCCCUGGCUGGGGGGUGGCACUAACGGGGAGCAUUACCCAAUGAACUCAUGAGUAGCACCGGCCCCUUAGGCACUGAAUCUGGUUGACAUCAUGGAGGGGAAGGGAGAUGCACACCUCCGUUGUGUCCUUAGUGAGCACGGGGUUUAAUCAAAGUGACUGCUGGGCUCCACUUGAGAGCAGAGGCCUGGUGCUUCUCACUGGCCACGGAGGCGUCCGAGACGGGCUGACGGAAACUGUGCUGUUCACAGGUGGGUUCGUGCUUUCCAGACCAGACUGAGGCAGGCCACCCCGCUUCUCCAAGGCGAUCUACCGGGAUCAUGUAUGGGAUCGGGGUAUUACCACCCUCUUCCAUGGCCCCCAAAUUCAUGAUUUUAAAAAGUCCAUUUUGUUAAACCACAGGCUCUGUUGUAUGUGCUAUCAUCCCAAGCCUGGAUUUAUUUUUAAAAAAAUACUUGCUUUCACAUUGGCUUCAUUCUAAUUCCAUCUGUCCCUAUAGGGCUACAGCGCACCUUCAUGUGAAGAGAGGGAUGGACAUAGAUUCAGGCUUCUUUUUGAAGGUGGGGAUUUCCUAAAGCGGAGGACGAGUUCCUUUUGUUCUUUCUGGCUUCAACAAAAAGUGGAAAACCAAGUUUUUAUCGCAGAAGGCCAAAUUAGCUGUGUAGUCUCAGAUGCAGGAAAAAAAUUAACCUAGCUUUCUUAGCACUUAGGGGUUUUGUGAGGAUUCAGUGUUUAGCAGUGUCUGGCACAUAGUAAGCUCUAGUAAAUGUUAAAUAUUGUUGUUAUUAGCAUUUCACAAAAGUUGAGAAAUAAAGAGCUGAGCUCACUCCCUAUCAGCUGGUUCAUGUAAUACCUACGUGAGACUGUCCUGGGGUUGAUGAAAUGUUAUAGAGGAUUCGUGGACUUAGCAUCUCCGAGGCCCGGGCCCACCCUGCUGCUGAGGACGUCACCGUGACCCUGAAUGCACUGACUGAACUGAAAGUGUGCCUGACUUCAGCACCAGAUGAAACCAGGCUGCAGGGACUUGUGUACAGGAGAUGACAAGGGUGACCUCUGGUCCCAUGCAGGACCUUACCCCACUGAUACCUCCUGGACCACUCCAGAGUUUUUCUUUAUGCAACCUUUUGAGCUAGAAAUUAAAGUGAAUGUUUUCAUUGACUGUACCCCUUAAAAGUUAACUAUAUUCCUCAGAAGUGUCGUAAGAGAGGCUUUCCUGUUCUGAGGGGGAAAGGAACAACCAAUUAAACUUACUCAUUCCCCAGGAAGUCCCUCUGCUGUCCCCUGCUGGUCAGGGUGGCUCCUCCACAGUCUAGUGCACAGGGAUCGACUCCUGGGCGGGUUAGUGGUGACAGGUUUGCAUGGGCUAAGAGAAGAUGCCCUUCUCCCCCAGGGCUGCUGCAGCUGGCCUGAGGGACCCCAAAACUAUCCCACCUUCCUGGUGAAGCCAUGGGUGGAGGGGGGGAGAGUAUCUUCAGAACUGUUCCCAGAGGCUGCUCAUGGUUCAGUGAGUUUUUUUUUCCCAAAUGUCAGUUCACUUUGGUUGGGGUGUAAGCCUCUUGCUCCCUGAUUUAGAGCUGUAUGUCCCCUCCUGUCUCCGUGCUCUUCUAGAUAGAUUGCAGUUGUGGAAUAUGGAGGAAUUUGCUGGAGUCCUGUCUUGAAGUUCCUUUGUUUUCAGCAGAAUCAGCAGUCUUAGACUUUGGUGGGUAUAGGACUAGAAUUUACCUCCUUCAAAGCAUCAUUUCCUCUGUCCCCGAUUUUGUGGAACCUGAGACUGGUCCCCCGGCCCCCUACAGUUGGCGAGGCACAAAAGGCCAGCCCGUGCUCACAGGGCAGUCAGUGUGUCUGGAUGGUGGGGGUUAGGGGCCCCGGAGAGCGAGCACUGGCCGUGCUGGAGGUCUGAAAGCCUGGCCGGGACAGCAGGGUGGGGACUUGGCGCAGCGUGCCACCUCUGCCAAAGGGGACAUGGAGCAAACUUGGGAGACAUUUUGUUCGCUGUCCUGCCCAGGCGUUAACAGGACAAUAUCAGAACAAUCGAUGCCAAAGGAGAUGGUGGUGUCUUUUCUACUGUAGCUGCUGUCACUACCUUGAUGUCUUUGAGCUAAUGACCGUUCGCAUCUGUGUCUUCGCGCAGCUCCGGGUCCGCGCUGGGGUUGAGCAGCGCAGGGCCCUGCGGGUGCGCCGUGCCGCCCGGACGGCCUGUGCACAGACAACACUGCUGGGUUUCCCUCUGUUGUAGACAAAACUAGGGAGAACUUUAUUUUUCAAUAAACUUUUCUUGUGUGA